CUUUUCUCCUUCUCUUUCCCACAAGAAUAAGCCAACCAUAAUAUCUGCUCUCCUAUUUGCAAUUAAAUUUUAACAAUUUCUCUACCAUGACCAACAGAAGCAGCAGCAAGAAGAAGCAGAGCGCCAACAAGAAGAUCAAUGCAGCCCACCACAAGAAGAAGAGCAGCGACCCCAAGAUCAAGAAACUGGAGCUACAAAAGAUCAAGGAUCUCUUGCAGAGUGUGUUGAAUGCCAACAGCGUGGACGCUGUCAAGGAUGCCGUCUUUAGUUGCGCGGGAGUCCCCUUCAAGAUGCACCAAAAGUGCGUCUUUCGUCGUUUGGUGGACACGCAUACCAUGGGGUACCUGGCAGAAAGCGGUACCGACAGGUCGAAGUAUGUGGAAGACUACGUGAUUCAGGGCAUGAUUGCCAAUGGCGGUCGCUUCUUCAAGAUUGAAUUGUCAUCGCAAGACGGAACUCCCGCCAUUCGACAAUUGCUGCCGGCCAGUGACAAAGAUCGCAAGACCAUUGUCACGUGCGUCCAUCGAUUCUUUCGGACCAUUGCCGAGCGAAUGGCGCGUCAAAACAACCAUGACAUGGACAAGAAGAAAGUGGAAAAGAAGAAGAAAAUGGAGAAAAAGACCAAGAGAGACGAUCAGGAAGGUCGUUUGAUGACCCACCAAACUAUGAACUUCAAGAUUCCCAAGAAGAACAAGACUUCCAAGACCAACAAGACCGGCAGCAAGACAAUAGCUACCCCUAAGGAGCUCAUCCUGCAGGAACCUGUCCCCGAGGAUAUUGCCAUGGUGGAACCUGCUGCCUCCCCUACUUCCAAGACGUUUAAUAGCAAGGCGGUGGCUACUCUUGCCCCCAAGGAUGACGUCUCUGUGGUUCCAAGCUUGGUCUCGGCUUCAUCUGUUGCGGCGUCCUCCUCGGCUGCAUCCAAGGGCACAUUAUCUGUCCACCAAGAAGAAGACAAUACCCAGGAGGAUGAUGAUGAGGAGGCGUAUGGACACAUUUCGAUUCCAAACUUGGACGACAGCCGCCACGACGAUUGUGUCAGCCCUCUUUCCAUGGACGAGGACGACGACGAGUCCUUGCCCAAAGAAGACUUUUUGCUUCCUCCUCCCAGUGCCCUUCGAUUCACGGAAAGCAUGGGGGCUCACAGUCUCGGUAGCAUUGCCUGCGAUGAUGAUGAUGAUGAUGACAGUGCAUUCGCGGCUAUUGGCGGUUGGCACGACGACGACGACGACGACAAUGAUGAACCCAUGGAUCUCAUCAUGGCCGACCUUCUUCCUUCCGAUUCGUCGGUUGGAGAAAUGCACCAAGCCAUGUAUCGAUUCCAUGCCGCUCGGGUUCAUGGCCCACGCGGCAGCGGCGGCGCAAGUUUGCAAGGUCUCGCCAAGCACUUACGGUCGGUGGUGGACAAUUCCUCGGAACUCCUUCAACGCGUCGAGGUUCUCGGUCGGAUGGAACAGGAACAAGCCAAAUUCACCAAUGCCAACUCCAUGAUGACAACGACAACGACAACAACAAAAGAUGAAGACGCCACGGGUGGCAUUCAAAACUACGGAAUCACCACGGGAACGGCCUACCUUGUGGAUCUUGUCAUUGAUGGUGCCACCGGACAUUCGUUGCUCUUGGAUGAUAACGUCGAUGCUUUCUACAGACAGGAACACCACUAGUUUUGCAGGCUCUGGUGGAACGCAGGACUAACGAAGGGUGGAUGGAAAUGGAUCGCGCCAACGCGGUGAUAGGAGCGUGUAUCUUUUGCUUGUCAUUGUGAACAGUCUUACAUGUUCCAUAUGGCAUCUACACUAUCUAUAUUUGGGGAGACAGACAAACGUACUGAAACGAAAACCACACACAAAACACAAACCACAAUCUACGUGUCUUGGGGGUGAUUUUACCUAACCCACUUGCUCCGGUAUGCUUCAUGAAGGACGACGGGCCGAUUGGUGGGAACAAAACGACGAUCGGUAUAGUGCCAUCUUGGAGCAGAGUGCAUACAUUGAUGGGGCAAUCAAAUGGAAUGAUUGAGGCAGCAAUUGAGCCAAACACAAUCGAGGAGCCACCCUACAACUAACUACAUACAUCGUAAUGCAUAUCUAUUCAAACUAAAAGACAACAAAGACGACCACGGUUACCACCUCCGCAUCUCGUUUCUGCAUGCGUGGAAAUCCACGAAACCAUUUUAAUAGUGCGGCUAUCAUUGGCACCCGCUGUCUCUGGUGCUGCAUCAUCAUCCCAUCAGUUGUUAUAGCUAGAUAGAGUUGUACUCGUGAGAGGAUCGAG
Molecule: messenger RNA, 2274 nt
Organism: Seminavis robusta
Lineage: Eukaryota; Bacillariophyta; Bacillariophyceae; Naviculales; Naviculaceae
Source: the annotation of a GenBank genome assembly